Ailuropoda melanoleuca (giant panda) is the source of this 3667-nucleotide messenger RNA. It is a transcript of the gene SLC24A1, whose product is annotated as solute carrier family 24 member 1. Gene Ontology annotation, cellular component: plasma membrane. The transcript is spliced from 8 exons. Lineage: Eukaryota; Metazoa; Chordata; Mammalia; Carnivora; Ursidae. Gene Ontology annotation, biological process: long-term synaptic depression; long-term synaptic potentiation; visual perception. The coding region runs from base 182 to 3667 and encodes 1161 amino acids. Gene Ontology annotation, molecular function: calcium channel activity; calcium, potassium:sodium antiporter activity. The record is from RefSeq and is a predicted model, not a curated record.
GGCAAAUAACCUCUUUUUUUUUCUUUUUCUUUUUUCUUUUUACCCUCUAGGUUUGUGGAUACCCCCCUGGCUGGGCUUCAUGGAGAAAUCUUCACUGAUCACCAACCUGAAUCCCAGAACAGACCCCGUCUUUCCAUGGACAGAAUGAGAGGUCUUCUGUAACCAGGCAUAACUGGCCAUCAUGGGGAAAUUGAUCAGAAUGGGAACAUGGGAGAGGCGGUUACUCCGGCCAAAGCGGUUGCGUUGGAGUCGCCUCCUCUUCCUGUUGGGAAUGUUGAUCAUCGGUUCCACCUACCAGCACCUGAGGAGCCCCCGGGGCCUUCCCUCACUGUGGGCAGCAGUGUCCUCCCAACACCCUGUAAAACUGGCCAGCCGUGACCUGCCCAACGAUGAUAUGAUGAUGGUAAGGAGUGACCCUCCAAGAGCUAGCUCUGAAAUGGCAGGUGACACAUUGGUGUCCCAAGCUACAGUGGGCAGGGAUGAAGCAGCACCUGGCAUAGCAAUGGAGAAUACCCCCAAUCCACCCAGAAGGACAGCCAACACCACUCCAACAAUACCCAAGAAUAACUACAGCCUAACAGCAGCAGACACAGAAAGAAUGAAGGAAGACACCACAACCACACCCAGUAGAGUACUGAAUCACUACACCCCAACUUCAAGCAGGCCAACAGUAAAGAAUCAUACCCCAACAACACCACCCGGGAGAGAAAAGCAAAGCUACCACCCAACUGAGGCCGGGGGAAAGGUGAAGAAAUACACCCCAUCUCCACUUGUUAGACUAGUAGGCAAUUAUGCCCCAUCCACACUUACGACAAUGACAAAGAGCCAUGGGAUCACCCCCAGAACAACACUGAAAGAUAGUGAAACUAUGACAACCACCAAAAUAUUGGAGGCCAACCCUUCCAAGAGAAUAGUAGAGGAAACCCCCCCAACUACUGUCAAGGGAAUAAUUCAUAAAACCCCAACUUCCCUGAUACAUGACAUAGAAACAAACAUCUUGACUUCUCCAAGGAGUAUGACAGAAAAGAACACCCUGACUACUCCCAGAAGAGCGGACAAUAACAGAUCAACCAAGCCCUGGGGGUUAGUGGGAAAGAACGAGCUGACAACUCCCCUUGGAACGGUCCUGGAGCACACCACAGCCAUCUCUGAGGGGCAAGUGACAAUACACAGCACAACAGGCAGUGGCCCAACAGAAACCAAAGCCUCUACGGCCUGGACUAUUAGGAAUCCCUUGUCUAGAACCAGUGCGUUGACCUUCGGAGUAUCUUCCACCACCUUCCGGGGGUUGGCAAAGAAACCUUCUACAGCACCCAGUACCUCACCAACCUCGGAGGUCAGGGCAAAUCCAACCAUCCAGGUCCAUCACUGUGUGGUUGUGGAGCCAGCCCCAGCGGUGCCCCCUGCUCCCUCCCCCAGCCUGACAAGAGCUACGAUCCUGGAGGCAUCCAGUUCCAGUCCCUCAGCAUUGCCUCCUGGCUGGCCAGACCUUCACUCCAAGGCAGAGUACCCCCCGGACUUGUUCAGCAUAGAGGAACGGCGACAGGGAUGGGUAGUCCUGCACAUCUUUGGCAUGAUGUACGUGUUUGUGGCCUUGGCCAUCGUGUGUGAUGAGUACUUUGUCCCAGCCCUGGGUGUCAUCACAGAUAAACUACAGAUCUCUGAUGAUGUGGCAGGUGCCACCUUCAUGGCUGCUGGAGGCUCUGCCCCCGAGCUCUUCACCUCCCUCAUUGGCGUCUUCAUCUCCCACAGCAACGUGGGCAUCGGUACCAUCGUGGGCUCUGCUGUGUUCAACAUCCUCUUUGUCAUCGGCACCUGUGCCCUCUUCUCCCGGGAGAUCCUCAAUCUCACAUGGUGGCCCUUAUUCCGUGAUGUCUCUUUCUACAUCCUUGACCUGAUAAUGCUCAUUCUCUUCUUCCUGGACAGCCUCAUUGCCUGGUGGGAGAGCCUGCUGUUGCUGCUGGCCUAUGCUUUCUAUGUGUUCACCAUGAAGUGGAAUAAGUGGCUCGAGGUCUGGGUGAAGGAGCAGCUCAGCAGGAGGCCAGUGGCCAAGGUCAUGGCCCUAGGGGACCUCAGCAAGCUCCCGGCAGUACUCCCAGCGGUGCUGACCCGAGGGAGCAGCUCGGCCUCUCUGCACAACAGCACCAUCCGCAGCACCAUCUACCAGCUCAUGCUCCACAGCCUGGACCCCCUGGGAGAAGCCCGCCCCUCCAAAGACAAGGAGGAGGAGGAGAGCUUGAGUCAGGAGGCCAAAGCCAAGCCUCACGCUAAUGCAGAGAACGAACCAGAAGAGGAGGAGCCAGCCGAGCUUCCUGCGGUCACAGCCUCGCCAGCCCCCGCUCCGGAUGUCAAGGGAGAUCGGGAGAAGGAUCCCAGCAGUCAGGAAGGAGACGUGGCUGGAGCUGAGAGCACAGGUGAAGUGAUAGGUGAAGAGGCUGAAGCUCCUGGUAGAGGUGAAAAUGGACCACAAGGUGGAGGUGAAACUCAACUGGAAGGGGAAGGUGAAAUUGAAGCAGAAGGAGCAGGUGAACCUGAAGGUGACAUGAAAGCGGAAGGGGAAGGAGAAGGUGAACAUGAAGGUGACAUGAAAGUGGAAGGGGAAGGAGCAGGUGAACCUGAAGGUGACAUGAAAGUGGAAGAAGGUGAAGGUGAACAUGAAGGUGACAUGAAAGCGGAAGGGGAAGGAGCAGGUGAACCUGAAGGUGAAAUCAAAGUGGAAGAAGGUGAAGGUGAACCUGAAGGUGAAAUUGAAGAAGGAAAAGGCACCAAUGAAUGUGACGGUGAAGGUGAACUCCAGGCAGAAAGAAAAGUAACUGAUGAAGGUGGAGGUGAACUCCAAGCAGAAGAUGGUGAAACGAAAGCUGAUGAGGGUGAAAAUGAAGAGCAGGAACUCAAUGCUGAAAGUCAAGGUGAAGCCAAAAGUGAUGAGAAAGGUAGAGAUGGUGACGGGGGAGGCGAAGGAGGUGGAAGUGAAGAUGAAGAGGAGGAAGAAGAUGAAGAGGAGGAAGAAGAGGAGGACGAGGAGGAGGAAGAAGAGGAGGCAAAUGAGGAGCCUUUGUCCCUGGAGUGGCCCGAGAGCAGGCAGAAGCAGGCCAUUUACCUGUUCCUCCUGCCCAUUGUGUUCCCGCUGUGGCUCACAGUGCCCGACGUCCGGAGGCUGGAGUCUAAGAAGUUUUUUGUUUUCACCUUUCUGGGAUCCAUCGUGUGGAUAGCCAUGUUCUCAUACCUCAUGGUAUGGUGGGCUCACCAGGUUGGUGAAACAGUAGGGAUUUCUGAAGAGAUAAUGGGUUUGACGAUCCUAGCAGCAGGCACAUCCAUUCCUGACCUCAUCACCAGUGUGAUUGUCGCUCGGAAAGGCCUGGGAGACAUGGCUGUGUCAAGUUCUGUGGGCAGUAACAUAUUUGAUAUCACCGUGGGCCUGCCUGUCCCUUGGCUGCUCUUCUCUCUCAUCAACGGAUUACAGCCGGUGCCGGUCAGCAGCAAUGGCUUGUUUUGUGCAAUCGUUUUGCUUUUUCUCAUGCUCUUGUUUGUGAUCUCUUCAAUCGCAUCGUGCAAAUGGAGAAUGAACAAGAUCCUGGGCUUCACAAUGUUCCUCCUUUACUUUGUAUUCCUGAUAAUCAGCGUGAUGUUAGAAGAUCGAAUCAUUUCCUGUCCUGUAUCUGUCUGA